Molecule: messenger RNA, 5974 nt
Organism: Nerophis lumbriciformis (worm pipefish)
Lineage: Eukaryota; Metazoa; Chordata; Actinopteri; Syngnathiformes; Syngnathidae
Source: RefSeq, a predicted model, not a curated record
AUGAAGAAGUUCCUGCAAAACAAAAAGGGUAGAUAUUCGUUCCACCAGACCAAACGGGGCUCUCGGUGUCCACCUAAAGAUUUCUUCCUCAGCAUGCCGACGUCCAACCAUGGCUGGCCUGAUGAGUUUGGCUUCCGGUUGGGCGGGAAUGGACCGAGCUACAUCCUGUCUGUGGAGGAAGGAAGCAGUGCUCACCUGGCUGGGCUGCAGGCUGGAGACCAGGUGCUGGAAAUUGAGGGCCACAAUGUGUCAACGUUGCCGCCGCUAGCCGUCAUUGCCAUCGCCCAGACUCAGAAGAACAUCCCCCCCAGCAUCGGAGUUGUGUCCCGCAUACAGCAGAUGGACAUCAUACCUGGUCCGGAUGGUCGAUUGGGGUUCACUAUCGUGGGAGACUGCCCACUGCUGGUGGAGGACUGCUCGCCGUGCUCCCCGGCAGGCCGUGCGGGUUUGAGGGCGGGCGACUGCGUCAUGGAGGUCAACGGUAUCCCUGUCAGGCAGCAUGAGACAGCCGCGGCGCUUAUCAAGUCAUCCCAGGGGAGGACACUGCGUCUGGGCGUGCUGGGACUCGGCGCAAGGCAGCAACGUAGCAUCAGCCUGGAUGACAGUCAGAUCGGAGGGGAAGGCGCAAGGCUGGACCGCAAAUACAAGGCUCUGGAGUUCAACAGGAAGGUGGAGCAGAUUUUAAGCGACGAGCCCGAAGUGAAGGAGCGACUUUUUGGCGUGUUGAAGCAGUACGCAGCUGAGAAGAAAGUGGAAUGGUUGGCUUCCGUCUUGCCCGAAAUCCUCACCACCGAUGACCAUCGACAGCUCAUCUCCAGCAUCAGAAUCUUCAUUCCCAAGAAGCACCGGCAGCGCUUCGACGAGUCCGUCUCCCAGAACGUGAUCAACAGGCUUUGUCGCAGCAAGAGCAUCAGCGAGCCGCAAGGCAGGAUACGGCGUAGCCGGAGUGAGGACCACUCGGACCGCCACCACAGGGGCAAACGUGCCAGCUCGGUGCCCCGUGAUGGAGGGGACGCACCUGGAGGGAGGGGCGAGGCGGAGAGAGAGAGAGGUCACAGGAAGUCAAUCUCUGGGGUAGCCACGCAUCCCCCCAUUGGACCCAAUCAGAGACUCUUACGCAUCUACAGAGGGAAGAAAACCUUCGGCUUCACACUGAGAGGUCAUGCUCCAGUCUGCAUCGACUCCGUCAUUCCAGAUAGUCCUGCUGAAGAAUGUGGACUAAAACCAGGCGACCGCAUCCUCUUCCUAAAUGGACUAGAUAUGAGGAACUGUUCCCAUGAGAAGGUGGUGUCCAUGCUGCAGGGCAGUGGUGGGAUGCCGACUUUGGUUGUGGAGGACGGUCCGUCUGAUUACUCGUCAGAGCCCACAGAACCGGAGGAAACUCCCAGCCUGUCUUCUAACACACUACCACGCUCGAGAUCUCCGGUCCUAAGCUCCCUUCAGUGGGUGGCAGAGAUCCUCCCACCAAGUAUCAAAGUCCACGGGCGGACAUUCAGCCAGCAGCUGGAGCACCUUCUGACCAUCCAGGAGAGAUACACGGUCUGCAAGGCUCUGGAGACCUUCUUCCAGCACAGGAAUUUGGACACCCUAAUUGUGGAUGCGUUCCCAGUGUUGGACACGCCAGCCAAGCAGCUGAUCUGGCAGUUUAUUUACCAGCUGCUAACCUACGAUGAGCAGGAACGCUGCCAGAACAAGCUGUCCCGUUUCCUGGGUUUCAAAAGCAGCGCAGUGUUAGAGCCGGAAGGACCAGAGCAGCACCGGCGGAGCAGCUCCAUGCGAGUAUCCGGGAGCUCAUAUCGCGGCGGUUGCAUGCGAGAGAGGAGUUCUGAUGACUGCAUCAUCGGCACUCACCUGGGAAUGGGAAUUCAUGUGGAUGAAUGUGCAAGCCAAGAGGAGAGGCAGUCAGGAGACGGAACCUCUUUCCCCGAGUCCCCUGAUCUAAGUCAUAUGUCAGGUGUGUACACGGAGCUGGAGAACGUGUACGCAGGGAAAAGUGUGUCUCCGCUGCAGGGGUGCUCCCCGGCUGAGCCCGAGGGACCCGGACAGACUGAGGCCUAUGGCCGCUCUCUCUCCCCCCUCACACUGCCCCCGCUAACAGGUAACCGUAAAUCGGGCCUGUCCCUCACCUGGAAGGAACCCCUGCCCACUCAGGUUUAUGGGAUCCACCAUCAAAGCAGUGUAGACUCCAACCCUUACGUCAGCCUGGAGAGCCCUCCCGCCUCCCCCCAGCGUAGCCCCAACACGUUGAGCCGCCGCACGAAGCUGUUCACCUUCUCCCGCCCACCUCGCAGCAGGGACACGGACAAGUUUCUGGACGCCCUCAGCGAGCAGCUGGGUCACCGGGUCACUCUCGUGGAUGGCUUUGUGGCGGGCGAGAACGACUAUGAGGAGAUAUAUCAAGGUGAUUGUCAAGGUUUCAGAAGGAGUGUGCCUAUGAGCUAUCCAGAGGAUCAGGACAUGGGCUUCAUGCCUCGACAGUUCAGUCGUGGCAGCAGUGAAGACCACAGUAGCAGCGAUGAGGUUUCUUCUCCCUGCUAUUCUUCAGGUUCAGAGCAUAUCCCGCCUCCUCCCACCCAGAGCCCCCCGCCUCCGCCACCGUUCCAGGCCUUGAUACCGCCUCCAGUUCAGUUCACGGACCACAGGCCACCAGUCCGCUUCUCACCGGAACACGUCCCCCGCAGCCGGAUGCCUUUUCAUCCCCAUCACCCCAUAAUCCCCCCUCCUCCACCGCCUCUGAGGACCCUCCUGUCCAACCGCUCCCCUCUCCACAAGGGGCUGCCUGCCAGAGAAGAGGCAGGCGACCUGCAGCGCUUCCAGACCCUAUCCGGUCGUCAGUCACGCGGCCACACCACCCUCACAACCACCACAAUCCUGCGCUCGUCCCGCCCUAGCUACCUCCCACGCCAGCUGAGCCAGCCCCAGCCCAUCCGCCAGCCAUCCCCUCAGCCGUCCCCUCAGACACUGCGGCCGAGCCAACUCGUCCUGCACAGGCAUCACCAGCUCCACCACCAGCACAGCUACCAAGGCCCGUUGCCGCCAUCCCUCGAAGAUCACAACGCAAUUCGGAGUGAGAAACAAAGCAGAGCUACGUCAACAAUUCAUUCCAAGUCUGCGCUGCCCUGCCAUGUUAAAUCCCCCCGUCAGGACGAAGAUUCACACCAGGCACCGCCGCCUCCUCCUCCACCUUUGCCCCCACCCUGUGACCCGCCUCCGUUGCCCAAGCCGGGCCACGCGGCCGACACCAACCACAUGAGCGUGAAGAGGCUGCGCUGGGAGCAGGUGGAUAACUCCGAGGGCACCAUUUGGGGUCAGCUUGGGGAAGAUUCCAACUACGACAAGCUAACUGACAUGGUGAAAUAUUUAGACCUUGAUCUGCACUUCGGUACUCAACGCCGAUCUAUGUCUCCUCCAGAGCCCAUCUUCCUGUCCGAGAACUUAAAAAAAAAAGACGUUGUGGAGAUCCUGUCACACAAGAAAGCCUACAAUGCAUCCAUCCUCGUGGCCCAUCUGAAGCUCUCCCCCGCCGAGCUUCGCCAGGUCCUAAUGGACAUGAGCACGGACAGACUGGAGCCGGCCCACAUCAAGCAGUUGCUGCUCUAUGCCCCCGACGAGGAUGAGGUCAAACAGUACGAGCAGUUCGAGCAAGAUCCGGCCAAACUGAGCGAGCCCGACCAGUUCAGUUUCCAGAUGCUCAUGGUGCCCGAGUAUAAGACCCGUCUGCGGAGCCUCCACUUUAAGACCACCUUGCAAGAGAGGACGGAGGAGAUGAAAGUGGCCUUUGAUUGCAUCUACAAGGCCUCAGUGGAGCUGAAGACCAGCAGAAAACUGGCUAAAAUCCUUGAGUUUGUACUUGCGAUGGGAAAUUACCUAAACAACGGCCAACCCAAGAGCCACAGGACCACCAGUUUUAAGAUCAACUUUCUCACCGAGCUCAGCACAACCAAAACGGUGGACGGUAAAUCCACUUUUCUCCACAUUUUGGCGAAGUCUCUGUGCCAUCAUUUCCCAGAGCUGCUCAACUUUUCCAGAGACCUCACCGCAGUUCCUCUGGCGGCCAAGGUGAACCACAGGGUGGUAACCACAGAGCUAAGCGACCUUCACACCACCAUCCAAGACAUCAGAGCAGCAUGCCUGAAGAUCCCCCUCACCUCUGAGGACCACUUUGCUUCCGUCAUGAGCAGCUUUCUGGAGAACAGCCACCCUGCCAUCCAGUCUCUGGAGUCCUUGCAGAGCCGAGCGAUGGAAGAGUUCUCCAAAGUGGCCUCCUUCUUUGGAGAAGACAGCAAGUCCACCAGCACAGAGGCCUUCUUUGGUAUUUUUGCAGAGUUUAUUCACAAAUUUGAGAGAGCGCUCAGUGAGACCCAGACUCCAGAAAACCCUAGAAGUCCCCGAUUGUCCUCCCCACUGGCCUGGUAGACCCAGCAGAGUCUGAUCUCCAAAACCAAAGUGCCAAAAUGACACAUGGGUGGUGGCAGGCAGACACUACAAACAAUGGCACUUUAUCUCCGACAACAAUUGAGAUGUACCACCUGUGUAGGUCAAUGGUGCCCGCAUGUGGAGAACUACUGUUAUUUCAGGUGCUUGAUUUUAAGCACUAGGAAACAUUAUUCAUCAGAUAAUGUGUUCAUAAAUUACUUUGAGCCUAGAUAUAUGUAUGAUAUAUUUAUUAAACGUGUAUAUUUAAUGUCACAUUAUGAUGGACGAUGAUUCAACAUUUUGGAAAAAAAUAAAAAUCUUAAAAAGGGAUGCUAAAGCUAGGAGAUCGUUAGCGCCACUUAGCUUAGCUUAACUUAACCCUGCUAAAAAUGUUCUAUAGAAUUUCUAUAGAAAAAGUGUAAAGAAUAUCUCAAUAGAACUCUAUAGAAUUUCUAAUGAACUUUAGGGCCGAAGUUCUAUAGAACAGGAUUCUAAAGAAUGGUUUUAUAGAACAGGGUUCUAAAGAAUGGUUCUAUAGAACAGGAUUCUAAAGAAUGGUUCUAUAGAACACAAUUCUGAAGAAUGGUUCUAUAGAACAGGAUUCUAAAGAAUGGUUCUAUAGAACACAAUUCUGAAGAAUGGUUCUAUAGAACAGGAUUCUAAAGAAUGGUUCUAUAGAACAGGAUUCUAAAGAAUGGUUCUAUAGAUCACCUCUAAAGAAUAGUGCUAUAGAAGAAAGUUCUAAAGAGUAGUUCUAUAGAACAAUCUAUAGACCUUUCAGCAGAUAAAGUAAUGUCUAUAGAAUUUCUGUUAGACAUUCUAUAGAAUUCCCAGUUCUAUAGAACAAUCUAUGGACUUUUCAUCGGAUAAUGUAAUGUCUAUAGAAUUUCUAUAGGAUAUUCUAUAGAAUUCCCAGCUCUAUAGACCAGUGAAAAGACCUUCCAGCAUAUGAAGCUGAUGUCUAUAGAAUUUCUAUAGAAUUUUGAAUACAUAUUCUAUAGAAUCUUCAGUUCUAAAGAAAUUCCGACGAAAUUCUAUAGCGUUCUAUAUAUUUCUAUAGAGAUUCUAUAGAACAUUUUUUGCAGGGAACUUAAUGAGAUGUCUGCCGACAACUAUAAUCGAAAACAAUACACGUGUCUCUUAAGCAAAGGUUUUAUCUAACGUUUUUACCUUAUUUAUCAAAAAAUGACCGAAGCAUUUGAGUUAUUUUUCGGAGUAAUUAAGCGCUGUUAGCGUCACCCGAGCUAAGCUAAUUGCUGCCCUUACAAGCUAAGUGCUUCGCUGUAGCCGUUUACUAAUACACUACAUAUAUUUUCAAAAUGUCGAACUAUUUAUUUUUGACCGGGAGAAACAUGUCAUCCAUUUCAUGUGUGCCAUUUUUUGGCACACUUCAGAUGACAAUGGUUGUAGAAUACAAGGUCAGCCAUUUGUAUUUAUGUCAUUACAGACAGGUGGAUUGUCUUUUUAUGAAUACACGGUAACUUUCCCGCUCAUAUUAGUGUAGUGGGGCUUUACCUGAAGGAAGUGUGAAUAACAAAACAUUGUACAUACCUUAUUU